Molecule: messenger RNA, 1041 nt
Organism: Ceraceosorus bombacis
Lineage: Eukaryota; Fungi; Basidiomycota; Exobasidiomycetes; Ceraceosorales; Ceraceosoraceae
Source: the annotation of a GenBank genome assembly
AUGUCGGAGGUACCAAGAGCUGCGAAGGAUGGAUUAUCGGCACAGGCCACGAGCUCAGCAGUGACCUACGAACUUCCGUGGGUGGAGAAGUAUCGACCCACCAAGCUGGACGAUGUGGUUGGCAAUAGCGCCACAGUGGAUCGACUGAAGGUAAUCCAAGAAGAUGGCAAUUGUCCACAUCUGCUCAUAUCGGGACUGCCAGGCAUCGGAAAGACAACCAGCGUGCACUGCUUGGCCCACGCUUUGCUUGGAGACGCAUACAAGGAAGGGGUUCUGGAACUCAAUGCCAGCGAUGAGCGCGGCAUCGAUGUUGUGCGCAACAAGAUCAAAAACUUUGCCCAAAAGAAAGUCACGCUGCCUCCUGGUAGACACAAGAUCAUCAUUCUCGACGAAGCGGAUUCCAUGACGCCUGGCGCACAGCAAGCUUUGCGAAGGACCAUGGAGAUCUAUGCCAAUACUACGAGGUUCUGCUUCGCUUGCAACCAGAGCAACAAGAUAAUCGAUCCUAUCCAAUCCAGAUGCGCAAUCUUGCGGUACGGAAAGCUGAGAGACGAAGAAGUGAUGGGCAGGCUGAAGGAGAUUUGCAAAUUGGAGGAUGUCAAGUAUUCUGCGGAAGGGUUGGGAGCGCUCGUCUUCACCUCGGAAGGAGAUAUGAGACAAGCGAUCAACAACUUGCAAUCGACCUGGACGGGUUUGGGCUUCGUCUCUCCCGAUAAUGUCUUCAAGGUCUGCGAUCAACCCCACCCCGUUGUGAUUCGUCAGAUUCUCUUAUCCUGCAAUAAGGGGGAUGUAGACUCUGCUAUGGAGAAGCUGGAUGAGCUCUGGACUCAAGGAUAUGCUGCGGUGGACAUUGUCACUGGACUAUUCAGGGUGGUCAAGACGAUCGACCAGAUGCCUGAAGCGCUCAAGCUAGACUUUAUACGCGAAAUUGGUUGGACACACAUGCGCGUCUUGGAGGGAGUGUCUACUCUCAUUCAGCUCGGCGGUCUCGUUGCGCGGCUCGCAAAGAUCCAUCACCCCAAGGAGCAGUUUCUCAUUUGA